This is a messenger RNA of Gekko japonicus, 3109 nucleotides long. It is a transcript of the gene XIAP, whose product is annotated as X-linked inhibitor of apoptosis. The record is from RefSeq and is a predicted model, not a curated record. The coding region runs from base 101 to 1591 and encodes 496 amino acids. NCBI's taxonomy places the organism in Eukaryota, Metazoa, Chordata, Lepidosauria, Squamata, Gekkonidae. Gene Ontology annotation, cellular component: cytoplasm; spindle microtubule; nucleus. The transcript is spliced from 10 exons. Gene Ontology annotation, biological process: regulation of cell cycle.
UCCGAGCCAGUUCGGGCAGCUGGUGGCGGAGGAGACAGCGGGGCUCCUUGGAAGAAGGGCAGCGCGGCAAACUCACAAUAACCUGACUCCUGAAGGAGGGAUGACGUGUAAUGGACCAAAUAGCUUUGAAACUGGUGGCACUCGCGAUACUGACCCUGACCGAGAGCUGGCAAAAGAGUGCUCACGACUGCAAACGUUUACCACAUUUCCAAGUCAUUGCCCUGUUUCUGCCUUAACUCUUGCCCGAGCUGGCUUCUUCUACACCGGAGAAGGGGACAAAGUCAGGUGCUUCAGUUGUCACGCAACCGUAGAAGGAUGGCAGCAAGGUGACUCGGCAUCAGGAAGGCACAAAACUGUUUCUCCUAACUGUGCGUUUAUUAGCGGCAUGGACUGUUGGAGGAACGGUGCGCAUUCUGCUCUUCCAAACUCUCACCAGCUAUCCGAAGGCUGCCUUGCAAACGCCACUUGGCAACAAUCUUCUGACCCCUCCUCUGACCUCUAUGCAGAUUAUCUGUUGAGAAGCGGGCAGGUGGUGGAUCUUUCGGACAGCCUUUAUCCCAGGACUCCUGCCAUGUGUAGUGAAGAGGCCAGGCUGAGGUCUUUCCGUAACUGGCCUACCUAUGCUCCUGUCACGCCGGCAGACUUAGCCAAUGCAGGGUUAUAUUACACCGGCAUCGCAGAUCAAGUGGAGUGCUUCUGUUGUGGAGGCAAACUGAAAAACUGGGAACCUUCUGACCAGGCUUGGUCAGAACAUAGACGUCAUUUCCCUAGGUGUUUGUUUGUCCUCGGUCGUGAUGUUGGGAAUAUUGAAAAUCAGUCUAGCAAUGCAGAACUGGAUAGAAGUGAAGUACAUAAUGCCAGUCUCCCAAAAAACCCAUCUAUGGCAGGUUACGAAGCACGACUCAAGUCCUUUCUAAUGUGGAGAUAUUUGGUUAGCAAGGAGCAGCUUGCUCAAGCCGGGUUUUACAGCAUAGGUGAUGGUGAUAAUGUUCUUUGCUUUUACUGUGGCGGUGGACUACGAGAGUGGAGGGCGAAUGAUGAUCCUUGGGAGCAACAUGCCCAGUGGUUUCCUGGAACUAAACAUUUGUCUGAACAGCAAUCAGUUACCUCAAUCUACAAUAUUCAGUUGACUCAUUCACUUCAGGAUUCUACAGUAAGUACGUCACAGCUUAGAGGGAGCAUUACUCACAGGGUAGAUGAAGAACUUUCACAGAGCCAUAUUGUCCAGGAUGUGAUGCAGAUGGGUUUCAGCCUGGAUGAAAUAAGGAAGGCUAUGGAAAGGAAACGCCACCUGUCUACUGAACACCACAGAUCCAUUGAGGCUCUGGUUGCAGAUUUAAUAAAUGCACAGCGUGAAAAUAUAUGCAGUCCAUCUUGCGAGAGCACUCUACAGAGAGGCCUCAGUACUGAAGAGCAGCUAAGACGCUUGCAAGAGGAGAAGCUGUGCAAAAUCUGUAUGGAUAAAACCAUCUCUGUGGUCCUUAUUCCUUGUGGGCACCUCGUCACUUGUAAAGACUGUGCGGAAGCAGUUGAAAAAUGCCCUUUGUGUUGCACAGUUAUUGCAAAAAGGCAGAAGAUCUAUAUGUCCUGAUCAGGAGCAUUGUACCAUGCUAGUGCAAAUCAGCACAUCCAUUACGAUCAACAGACUAUUGCUAGCUGACCAUAGGAGCAGCAUUAAUAUACAAAACUGGAUUUCAAGAGGGUGUUUGUUUGGGAGUAACAGAAAUUCUUCUGCUUUAACGUAGAGUGCUGAACAACUGUGCAAAUCUGGUGGCUGCUAAAUUGGGUGCUCUUCGUUCUAGUACUGGCUUGAGGCUGAGAUAAUCAUUGUUGACAUGAGUGUGUAAACAGGCAUCAGAAACCUGUCCUAGCGUAAGUGCUGGGGGGCUGACUUGGCACUUUUCUGAGAGGAGCAGCCUGUACCAAUCACCUUCUCUCCCCCACCGCCGCCUGCCUUGCAGCAUGCCUCAGGGAAAGGUAUUCAGAGGCCAAAUGGCCAAAGAAGUGUUAAGUCUUUGGUUAGGCUAGACUAUGUCAGACUGAAGUUUGAGCUUGGAUGACUGAAUGCUGCUCUGUUUUGUUUUUAAUUCAUGUCAGAGGGCUCUUUUGAAGGGGGGGGAUUCUGUACUUUGAAACCCCUCCUGCCAUCCAUACCAGUAUGCUUUAGACAGUUUUACCACCUUGAGUUCCAGGCCAAAGUGGUCAAAAUCUUCUUCUCACAAUUUGGGACGGUUAGUGGUUUUUAAGAACGAUUCAGACUGAGCAGGCCUGAAGUUGCAUAUUUGGCUCUGUUAUCUUUUACACGCGUUUUCCUCUCUGUGUUGUGGCCCUGGAAAUCAGGUUUCCCGUUCACCUUUUUUAUUAUAAUGGAAAUAGAAAGGCUGUAAUAUCUCCCAUCCCUAAGCUUUUGUGGUAUGAGUAAACAGAGGCUGAUGGCUAAUCUGCAUCAAAGAGGAAGGGGCCAUGAGCUCAGAGCAAUGGCGGAAGCAGCUUUCUCCUGGCUCCCUCAAGCAAGAAGGCAGCACUGAAGGUUGGGGUGUGUGUGUGUCUGCUUGGUUGAAAAAGCCACACAACCAGCUACCGAGGAGAGGGUUUCACAAGAGACUCCAAGGGCAGCAGAGGCAAAGAGGGUGAGCUCCCUCAGUUUUCUAUCUCCACUGUAGGGGCCCCCCCAAUCUAUAUUGCAUGACUUUUCAGCUACAUGAUCCCCCAACUCUCAGAUGCUGGAAGGUGGGCAAGAUCUACCCGCUCUUGCCACUGGCACUUUCAUAUGCUCAAGCCCACUAGCAUAGGGGAAUCUUCAGAAGUGUUAUUGUGGACUGUAGUAAAUAUGUGUGAGCCUUAGUUAUUUAGAACCAUAAACUAAGUGGAAAACCGAAUGACUAAGGGGAUCCUCGCAAAUGCACACUGCUUAAUACAAAGGCCAAGGGGUCUCCCCCCCCCCACUACUUAGUACAAGUGUGUAUUGGUUCAGAAUUUGAUCGUCUAAUUGCCCUGCAUACACACUUGUCCAGUUCUACUCAGUAAAUCUAGAUGGAUAAACUGCCUAAAAUAUAAGCAAGCAAAUCUUAUUUAUUUAUUGGGAUUUUUACCCCGCCCUCCCCGUGAA